AUGAGGGGGAGGACGCAAUCUUAGAGCAUCAUUUUCGGCGCUACCCCAGACGUCACUUCCGGUGGCUCGGCGCGGAUCGGUACGACCAACGGACCGCGGAGCACCAUGCCCAAAUUUUACUGUGACUACUGCGAUACGUACCUCACCCAUGACUCUCCAUCUGUACGAAAGACACAUUGCAGCGGUAGGAAACACAAAGAGAAUGUGAAAGAUUACUAUCAAAAAUGGAUGGAAGAGCAAGCUCAGAGCCUGAUCGAUAAAACGACGGCUGCAUUUCAGCAAGGAAAAAUUCCUCCCACUCCAUUCUCUGCUCCUCCACCAGGAGGGGCUAUGAUCCCACCUCCUCCUAGUCUCCCGGGACCUCCUCGACCUGGUAUGAUGCCAGCACCCCAUAUGGGAGGGCCUCCCAUGAUGCCAAUGAUGGGCCCCCCUCCUCCUGGAAUGAUGCCUGUGGGACCUGCUCCUGGGAUGAGGCCACCCAUGGGAGGCCACAUGCCCAUGAUGCCUGGACCCCCAAUGAUGAGACCUCCUGCCCGUCCCAUGAUGGUGCCCACUCGGCCAGGAAUGACCCGCCCAGACAGAUAAGAAUAAAGGGAAAUACGUUCGUGUCAUUUUUUUAUUCCUUGUUCUACUCCACCCAAACACCAUGGUGCUGCACCUCUGGGGUGUUUUCCAACAGCAUGGCAAGGAAGAUUUGCUCCCACUUCUGUCAAAGAAGAAACCGUUUGGAAGGGAGCAGUGGGACAGAAAUGCAGCUUACAUUUAUAUUGUGAUGUGUACAAAUAAAAGUAUUGACUGUUUUAGCUAUAGAAGGGUUUUUUCAAUGAUUUUUGUUGCUGCAAGAUGAAGAAUUCCAAAUGUGAUUCUCCAACCUUGAUGUUUAGUUCAUAUUCUCUCAUUUCAUUGUAUCUUCCCCCUCUUAGAUUCUUGUCCCUCAGCUAUAGAACAUUUUCCUAGGGGACAGCCCCCUAGACAAAGUUCCUUAUGUAUUAUAAGCUUUGUAAAUCUAGCACUUGUAGGCCUUUUAUUGACUCAAAGAAUAAAUAAAAACACACUUUCUUCAUCAGGUCCCAGUGACAUCACUUCGUAUGUAGAGUUAGUGUGUAUUACUGCUGCUCUUCAACCUGGAAUAGGGACGAAUGCUGCAUGGUAUGUAGUAGAAACUAUCAUAAUUUUACAACUUUUUUUUCUUUAUGUAUCUGGGAAUUAAAAUUGAGAAAAAAUGGUGCAACUAAGCAGAACCAAGAAAACAAAAUACACAGUGACUUAAAACAACACAAACAGAAAAAACAAAAAAAUGAACACUGCACAAUUAUAAAGGUCAAGCUUACUCUCAGAAUUUAUCUGCCUCCCUUCUUUGCCCAGAAAGGGAAUUAUGGCUAUGUAAUGUUACUUAUACUAUCAGAAACCCUUGGAGUGCUGGUUGCUCUUGCUGAGGUGCCUUUUUUCCCUGUUUUUAUUCUCUGUUAUGAGAAACAGCUCAAACAGCUCACUGGGUAAGGGAGGAGGAUACAUCAUGGUUGGAAAUGAAGGUGAUGUAAAAACAAAAGAUAACGAUAAAAAUAUUUUUAAGAAAAGAAAUUGGCACAUUGAUGCCAGUUGGUAUGGCAUACUCUUCUUUAGAAUGCUGCCCACCACAUCUCUGUCCUGGAAAGGCAGUAUGCUUGCAGGAGAAAAGCCUGAAAUCAAGCCAGAGGCACAGCAGGCAAGGAGCUAUGUUUGUAUUCUUAGCAGUGAGAAUCAGAACCCUCAACAGCUGCUAUCUGAAAUUGCCAUUGAAAUUGCUGUUACAAAAUGAUGGCUUCUUGUAGCAGAACAGUAUUUUAAGUCUUUAUAAAAUAUUUAUUACUGCAUUUUGUUUUUACACAACAAUCACUUUCCAACAGAACCCCUUACCCAAUAGUACCUUCUUUUAGAAAAAGCAAUUAAAUUAAACUAUUUGAUACAGCAAUUGGGAAGGAUAGAACAUGUAACGUUCCAUCCUUGUGCCUUACCAUUUUUUAACACAAUUGCUAAGUGUUUUAAUAGUCAUUGGGAAGAAACAUUGAUCAUUGUAUUUCAUCCAGUUUUUCUUAUCUUUAAGUAUUGUCUUCAUUUACAUUAUUUUAGUUAUUGUGUAUAUUAUUCUCUUUGUUCUGCUUUCUUGAUCUGUAUCCUUUUAGAUUUUUCUAUGAGUGGUUUUUAUGUAAAAAUCUAAGAUUACUAUCCUACUUAUGAAAAUAUGCAAUACACAUUUUCUUUUAAACUAUUAGUAUUUUGAAGAGGAACUAAUUUAGGCAAAGAAAGUGAGUUAAUCUAAACAAAAUGAUAGUAACAACUUAAUUUUCAUUGUUAAAUUUUACAGUGAAUUAUUUCUUGCUUUUUUAGUGUCUCACCUACAUCUCUUUGUGGGAGAAAGAUUUGGUUUCCAAGUACUUUUGUCAUGAGACUCCUAGAGUCUGUUUUUUUCUUAUUCUUCACAACUAAUCACAGAAGACUGGUGGGCAUAUUAGCUGGUUGGGGUUUUUUUUAGAAUGAAAAUAAAUGGGAAAAUGAGCUAAAUUUUAAAAAUUGGCAUUUUGGUAGUCUCCUAUAUCUUGAAGAAUUAUUGAUUUUCUAGAAAAAGUUGAGUGAAUUUUAAUAUCAAUUUUUGUUCUCUGAACCAACAUUCUCAACAACCACUGUUCCUUCUACUUUUUUUUUUGAGAAAAUAGAGGCUAUAUUCUGGAGUCCUUUUCUCUUCUUUCCCUCAAAACUCCUACAUAAUCCCUCACUCUCUUGUGCCUUCUGUCUCUGAGGAAGAGCUAGAUAUGCUUCUUGUCAAGGCUACUCCUUGUUCUGCCUUUGAUCCUAACUCCUCCUAUCUCUCCCAGGAUCCUGCCUCUAGGAUCACUUCCCAUUUCCCAUCCCUUCACAUUUUCAAUCUCCACUUAUGUACUACAUAAACGCCUAAGUCUCCCCAAUUCUUCAAAAAUCUCUUAAGUCUCCAGCGCCUUGCAUUUUCAUCUGUAUCUUUUGUUCCUUUCACAGCUAAACUCCUACAAAAAGCCAUUUAAAGGCAUUUCCUCCACUUCUUCACCUCCCACUCUUCAACCACUUGCAAUCUGGCUUCUGAUUCUACCAUUCCAUUGAAAUUGCUUCCUUCCUGAUUAACAGUGAUCUCAAUUGUUAAAUCUGAUAGUCUUUUUUUCUGAGUUCUCUUUGUAGCUUUUUAUACUAUUGACCAUACUCCUGGAUAUUCUCUCCCUUGGUUUUUAUUUUAAAAGUUAAAUUUACUUUUUAUUAUGAAAUUUAACACACUCAUGAAUAUUUUAAUAUGUAAAGAAGUACAACAGAGGAUUGUCUAUGAAACUGAACUGACAUGUCCUUGACUUUGGGGGAGUAUAUGUCUUGUAAUAGUAUUGCUCUUAUGUCAAGUUAGUGACUCUUGGCUCUUUUCUAGAGUUGUACCAGUUAAGUAAGGUCUUCAACAAUGGUGUGCUAGUGUGUCUGCUGUCCCAGGGACUCUCCAACAUUGACCAUUACUGUGUGUGUGUGUGUGUGUGUGUGUGUGUGUGUGUGUGUGUAUGUAUGUGAAAGAGAGAGACAAUCUGAUGAGUGCAAAGUGAAACCACAGAGUCGUUUAAAAUACAUCUUUGUUAUUAGUGAUUUGGGACCUUUUUUCACUCAGCUAUUGAUAGUUUGAAUUUCUUCUUUUGAACCUGCCUGUUCAUAUCUUUUAAUUUAAUUAGUAAUCUAUUGGGCUCUUAUUAUUAUAUAUUUGUAUCAAUUCCUGGUGUGUGUGUAUACACAUAUAUGGUGAACCUUUAUCGGAGAUAUGCAAUUAAGAUUUUUCCCAGAUAACUUUUUUUAAAUUUAGCUGCACUAAUUUUGUUCAUUCAAAAGCUCUUCGAUUUUAAGGGAUAGAUUGCCCUUAUCCUCAACUCUUGAGUCACCUGCAGGCCUUGCCAAUCUCCAAGUCUAGUCAGUCUUCCCUCCACAACAUCUCAGAGAGUGACCACCUCAGACUAAUGCCUCCUGACUGGUCUCUCUGAUUCUAGGUUUUUUGCUCUCCAUUCCAACCUCCAUACUUUUGUUCAAGCGCUGUGUGUACUGUUCCCAACGCACUGAGCUCACUAGUCCGCUAGAGAGUGUUCACUGUGGUUACAGCCAAGAACCAUCUCCAUGGCAACUAUGCAGGGCUGUCCAAGGUCACAUCUGCUUCACUGAGGAAGGAGAUUAGGGCCAUAGACUAGGUAGUCACUUUAAGGGAUCGAGUGAGGUACUGCCUCUCUCCUCCCGGGGUCCCGCUAGGAGGCGGCAUGGUGGUAGUGAAGCUCAGGGGUUCGCUGAGCCUCAGGGGACCUUUCCUGGAUCCCAGGAUUCUCAUGCAGGUGGAGGCUACAUCUCCUCAGGCCUGACCUUGUCAACACCGGCCCCGCCACUGUCCCCCCUACUGCUGCUGCUCUUCCUAUAGAAAAGGCCGAUCCUCAAGGAUCUGCCCACCCUUGGCUAGGUGUCUGACCACAGACCAAGCAGUGUGGGCCCCUCUCCUGAAUCUCCCUUCCUCCCCCCCACCCCAACUUGCACAGUUCUUUACCCACCCCUCCAGGAACCGCCCUCUAUUCAUGCCUACCCCACCCCUACCCCGAUGUGGCCUGGGCUGGACCCAGCCCUGAACCAACCUGCCCCCAGUCCCCAGUGGCCCCCACCUCCCUGAACUAGUGCAGUUCCACCUACAGGGUGUGCCCUGGUCCUGGGGAGGUCCCGAUCCCAGGCUGGACAGGCUCCUGUAGAAGGAGGACCCCCUGGGGCUGGGCAGCCUUCCCAAGGUGAUCUGUGUUGUAGCUCUGGUGUUUGUGGGGGGAGGGGGGAAAGGGAAGUACCCCUACCUCCACUGAAAGACAGUGACAUGAAACCUCAUGUCCUGUUCUAUGACCUAUAACAAUUAGGCAAGUCCUGACCUCUCUAACCUUGGAAACUCCAGUACAGUUCUGAUGACCUGGCUGGAAUGGAGAGUUAAUGAACUCAAAUUGACAACCUCAGUUUGCCUCAGUUCCUUAUCUGUAAAAUGGGAAUAAGAGCACUUCCUUCUCUGGGUUGUUGUGAGGAUAAUCAUUAUUAAUUCUCUUAGACAAUUAGAUAAUCAUUGUAAAGCUUUUAUCACAGUGCCUGCCUUCUUGUU
Messenger RNA from Dromiciops gliroides (monito del monte), 5143 nucleotides. It is a transcript of the gene SNRPC, whose product is annotated as small nuclear ribonucleoprotein polypeptide C. Gene Ontology annotation, cellular component: nucleus; U1 snRNP. Gene Ontology annotation, molecular function: pre-mRNA 5'-splice site binding; zinc ion binding. NCBI's taxonomy places the organism in Eukaryota, Metazoa, Chordata, Mammalia, Microbiotheria, Microbiotheriidae. Gene Ontology annotation, biological process: spliceosomal snRNP assembly; mRNA splicing, via spliceosome; mRNA 5'-splice site recognition. The record is from RefSeq and is a predicted model, not a curated record. The transcript has 6 exons. Bases 106 to 585 code for a protein of 159 amino acids.